Messenger RNA from Rotaria socialis, 663 nucleotides. The record is from the annotation of a GenBank genome assembly. Lineage: Eukaryota; Metazoa; Rotifera; Eurotatoria; Philodinida; Philodinidae.
AUGAUUCCAGCUCAAUCACAACAAGAACAAAAGCAACAACGAAUUCAACAAACUCAAAAUUUACGUAUUCGAGUACCUACAGGUCCAAUCCCAAUGGAUCCAAAAAAAGUUGUUAAAAGUUCAACAGCUCCUAAUUUACCAACAAGCAAUUCCCUAACGGUAACAUCAGUGCCAAUCCAAACAACCACGACAACCACACCAGCUGAGACGACUACAACGACAACCACGCCAGCUGAGACGACUACAACGACUACUACCACCACUACAACACGUGUGCUAGUUGAGACGACUACAACCACUAAAAUACCUGAACCAGUUCAGACAUCAGUUACAGAAACCACAACAGCAACAUUAACUUCGCUAAUCGAGAUAACUGGACUAAAUACUGCAGAAGGUUUGACUGCUACCGCUGUAACAAUGCAUGGAACUGUGAAUGGGGCUGGCACAGGUUCUGGUGAUUGGAGCAGGACUCAAACUAUCAUUUUGGCCACUGUCAUUCCUGUUGUUUUUAUUGUUUUAAUUGUACUGAUAAUUAUAAUCAUGUGGUUUAGAAAAUCAUCUUUGAAAAGUUGUUUUGCUGGUAAUUCACAUCCAUCAUAUCCAAUCAAACCAGAUCUUUUAUUAGAAACCCCUAUAGAAAUGAAUCAGGUUACACAUGUUUAA